CUUAGUACUGAAUAGAUUCGUUCAUUUUUACCUGUCAACAUUCGUUGAUAUUGAUAUCAGCGUGAUUUGUCGCAGUAGAUAAAAACUGUCUGGAACUUCUAGUAUUUGCUGAAGUAAUCAAGAUUCAUCGACAAGUCACAAAUGAGUCAUCAUUAAUUUAUAAGCUAUGAAGUUUUAAUAUAAAAACGUGAAGUCAAUCGCACCAUGAAGCAAGGAUUUAAAUUAAUCAAUGAAGUUCUAUGACUAUAAAGUGUCCCUGUAAUUUUUCUCAGUAGAUGUGUGACGUAUAGUGACAAGGAUGCUUAUGUGUCAUUAGUUUUGAUGAAUAUGACUAUCUACUAAUUUUACUUUUAUUGCGUUUGAUCUUGUAAAGUGUUAAUCAAUGUUGUCAUAUGGCGACAAAAAAUUCUUUCGAUGGAUUUAACCAACGACAUGGAAAUAGGAGUCAUAAUUCAUAAAAACAUUUAUGUUCGUUUGGGAAUAGUUUUAUUACUUCACCUUAUGAAAGUUUCAGGAGAGGUUGUGAAAAGACAGCUAAUACCGAGUUUCAUUCCAAUUAUACCAAGAGAUCAGGUAGUCCAUACAGGAGACACUGUUCUACUAAAAUGCCAGAUCAGAAAUUUGGGUCCUAAAUCGGUGUCAUGGCGUAAAAUAUCCGAGGAUUUCCCAUUGACUAUAGGCGACAUGAUGUAUGCGCCGAAUCCAGAAAUGAGUGUCGAUUUUGUGCGAAAUGGUCGUAUAACAAACAAUACUUUAAUUAUAAAACGUGUAAAACCGUCACACUCAGGGACAUACGAGUGCCAAAUAAGCUCUGCGAAUAUCUAUACAUAUCAUGUGAAUUUAGAAGUUUUAAAUACCAGGCGUUACACAGAACCAUCAAUAACUCUUGACGGUACACUGUAUCCAAGUCCAAACCAAAAACUAAAUCUCACGUGCAAUUCAACUGGUCAUGACCGUUCUCCUGAUAAAAUAGACUGGUUCCAUAAUGGAAACCUUAUUGCAGAAAACAAGCCACGGUGGAGAAAUAGAGCUGUUAUAGUUAACUAUGUCCCUGAGGUACCAGGUGUAUCGUUAAUAAGUCAGCUUACAAUAGAUAAAGUAGGAGCAUCAGACGCUGGAAUAUAUGUGUGCAGAAGUAUGACCCCUAGUGAGGGCAUGACUGUAAAGACGACCAGUGUUAUGGUCAAUGUGUUAAACGCAGAGAAGGAUAUUAAAAAGAGAGAAGAUGGUCAUACGCAAGAUACGUCACAUAAGUUAUCGAGACAGGACAGUAGCAAGACAGUCAGACUUUCGAGCUGCAUUUACUUGACACUGCUUGGACUAUUAUUUCAGAUGGUGAAAUGAUAACAUCUAUGUGAUAUGUACUAUUGUGCCUUAAAUGGGCGAAUGAGAAAGGUUUCACCUUGUUGAUACCAUGGCAACUAGAUCAUUCAUGAAACUCAAUGGAAUAGAACGUUUAGUGUUGUGAAUUGCACUUUUGUGAUAAAAGUUAACGAUAAUGCCGCAAAAGUCGGACAAUGGUCAUAUUUUGUACGACAACAAUGUUCAUAAAAUUACAUUUCAUUUCAGUGUUGUGAUCAGUUAUAUAUCUGAAAUCCAUAUCAUAGAGAAUCUCACUGAUCAUCUAUGCACGUUUGUAUGUUUAUAUAAGUAAAAAUAAACUUACAUGCAAAUCAUAUAAUUCUGGCUUAAUGUUGGAAUUCACCGCUGUUUCAUUUUAAUCCUGAGCUUGACACGUCUUAAUAAUACACUCCAGCUUAUAUUAGGUGGGUUCUGUCUUAUUCAUUCUUCGUGGCAGAUAGCCUCAAUAUGCCUUCAAGUAUAUAUAUGAAAUAUUGAUGGUAAAUGCCUAAUUUUAUGUCAAUAUAUUGUAACGAUACCAAAAGAAACAAUAUAUCUACACAGAAUUUGAAAUUAGCGGGCAGUCUUAAAAAGCUUUAACUUAAUCCCCGUGUGGCAACUCCCACUAUAGACAGGGCGAAAAAGUAAAACACACCUCCGCACCUUUGUACUUUCUGUACUUCCAAAAUACAAGGGCUCGAACAUGAGGCACUCAAAACUAGGUUUCAAGUGAAAUUCGCGAAACAAUUCAUUUCUCCAUAUUUGUAUACUUAUUCAAAAUUACCAGCUUGAUAACUCAAAUUAGUGAAUAUAUUUAGAUAAUUAGAAACUUACAUCAACUUGAUUGAUUUAGACACAAAAAAUAAAAUAAUACCGUAGAUGUUCACUUGUUUUUCGUUUAUUUGCACUCGUAAUUAUGUCUAUCAUAUUCAUGUACAUUCAACUACACGUUUUCUUGUGUUAUUAUUUCACCAAAUCGUUUCAGGACAAUUUUAUAUAUCUACCCAAACUAUUGUUAUUUUAACCACUAAAGCAAAGAUACCGGUAUAUUUACAUUGUUACCUCACUUCACUGUACAUUUCUUUACCAUGUCAUAUAUGUUCUGAAGAUAUUAUUUUGUUA
Molecule: messenger RNA, 2463 nt
Organism: Mytilus trossulus (common blue mussel)
Lineage: Eukaryota; Metazoa; Mollusca; Bivalvia; Mytilida; Mytilidae
Product: MAM domain-containing glycosylphosphatidylinositol anchor protein 1-like
Exons: 8
Coding region: 415-1344 (309 amino acids)
Biological process (GO): synapse organization
Cellular component (GO): neuron projection membrane
Source: RefSeq, a predicted model, not a curated record